Gigantopelta aegis is the source of this 3687-nucleotide messenger RNA. RefSeq names its product LRP2-binding protein-like. The record is from RefSeq and is a predicted model, not a curated record. Gene Ontology annotation, molecular function: protein binding. Bases 57 to 1100 code for a protein of 347 amino acids. Lineage: Eukaryota; Metazoa; Mollusca; Gastropoda; Neomphalida; Peltospiridae. The transcript has 8 exons.
UUUUUGGACAGAAAAUAUGGUGCAGAAUUUUUAAUACUUUUAACUGUAUUGACAAAAUGGAGUUGAAAAACAAGGAUGAAGUAAAAGCUGACCGAGUUCACUUCUCUCAUGAAAACAAAAUUUUGACCGAUUUAGUUCAACAGGCGCGAGAUUCACCCACUCUGGUGGGUCUUACAGAUGACCAGUUGUUGGAAAAAGUCGAAAACAUUUUACUGGAAAAGAUCCAGACUGGUGAUAAACAAGCUUACUUCCAGCUAGGAUUAUUUUACUAUGAACAGGAAAAAUACUUGAAGGCACGUGUGUACUUUGAGCGAUCCAAGAAGUUUGACUAUCAGUCGAUGUACAUGCUGGCUGUGAUGUGGUUUGAUGGCAUAGCGUGUGAACAAAACUCAGAACAUGGUGUGGAGUAUCUGAUGAAGAUUGCUACGUGCAAUUCAAAGAAAGUCAAACACUUGCUGCAUUCUGUACAGUUUAACAUAGGCCGAGCCUACUUCCAGGGCUAUGGAGUAAAACAUCAGUCAGAUGAGGAAACUGAAAAAUGGUGGCUGUUGGCUGCUGAUGACGGGAAUCCCAGUGCAAGUGUUAAAGCUCAAUCUCAUCUUGGUAUGUUUUACUCUAGAGAAGAAACCCGCAACUUGAAAUUGGCUUUCUUUUGGCACUCUGAAGCUUGUGGAAAUGGCAGCUUGGAAUCGCAAGGUGCUCUAGGGGUGAUGUAUGAACAUGGGGUUGGUGUUAAGAAAUGCCUGGACGCUGCCUACAUCUGCCUGAAGGAUGCGUCGGACAGGGGAAAUGUGUACGCCAUGGGAAACCUCGUCUCUCACUAUUACAAGAGAAAGAUGUUUACCAAGGCUGCAGACUUAGGAAGCAAAGUUGCUGAGCUUGAAGAUAUUGACACGAUGGCUGAAGAAACAGAAUGUCUUCCCAGCUACAUAGCUAAAGGAAUCUCAAUAGCCUCUUUCUUUUAUGCUCGAUGUUUGGCGCAGGGUCUUGGAACAAUGCAAGACAAAGAAAAAUCUGAAAUUUAUUAUUCAAGAAGUUAUGAAUUUGAUCCUGAUGCGUGUGCUCAUCUACAAAACAUCACACAACACGGACUCAUAUAGACCAUGUUUAGUAUUACUUUGUUUUACUCGUGUGACAUACGGCUGUUUACUACUUUGUGAAGAGAAUAUACAGAAACUCAAACUCAAAGAUAUACUUUUUAGAAGAAACAAAACAUAUUUAGGAGAAAAAAACAAACAUCUUGAUCGAUCAUUAAUGAAAAUGAAUACAGGUACUCAGAAAGUGUUUACAUAUGUGUAACAAAGUUAACAGUCAGUAGUUUACUAAAUCAUUUUGGGGGUCACAUAGCAGUGGUACAUGUCCACAUUUGAAGAUACCAUAAUUGACCACAUGUUGCAAUAGAUGAGGGACUAAUGUCUAUGCCAGAGGGAAAUAAAAAGUGUCACCAGUCAUUACCAAGUUUGUGUCAUAACUUAAAUAAUUUUCACUUGUCAUUAACGUCAUUGAGUAUAAAUGGAAAUUAUUUUAUGAGAGACAUAAACUUCAUAAUAACUGGUAAUAAGUUUAAUAUUCAAAUUAUUAUCACAGCUUUUAUAUUUUAAACAAAAAACUUUAUUAUUAAAUAAUAUUCUAAAACUUGCGAUGCAUAUAUUAAUUUAUCCAUAACAAUUAAUUUAGGGGUACAAAAGGAAGCAUCACUUCUUGGUGUAGCAAAUAAAUAUUUAGCUCAUUAUAUUUGUUCAUAUACCAGUGUUAAACUGAAAUAAUGAAUAUUCAUGUCUGUAUACAUAAUAGUCUAAAGAAUAAUUAAGAUAUCUUUUGAAAUGCGAAACUAGUUUUAACAUGGUCAGAUAGUAUGUAUGAUGAGCUUUUUCUGUUUGUGUAUAUCAUACAAUAUUAUAAAUGUGUUGAUGCUAUUGCUGUUAGAUAACUUUUAAUCAGCUAUGCUAAAUUGUGAUUUUCAACAUAGAAAUAUUUUUAGCUUUUUACCAUUUAAUUUGCCUGGUGUGGAAAUUGCUUUAAAAUGCUAUUGACUUCAUUAUGCUGUGACUGAUCAAAAUGGAUUGGCACAUGAGACCCCAACUGAAGUUCCUAACAUCCCAACAGGAAUCAAUUUAACAAACACUAAAUUAAACAUUACACCAAGGACAUAUUUGGAAAAAAGAAAGAAAGCUGUGGAUCAUUUAGUCAUUAUAGUAAUAUUAAUAAUUACACUUCAUCUUUAUAGAAUGUAAUCUUCUUCUGUAAUUAUAACAAGUCUUGAAAUGCAACUCAUCUUAAUUAAAAUGUAAAGUGCAUAGUUCCAGGUACAUUUUAAUACACAUGUUUUUGUUAUUUAUCUAAAAUAAUACCUUCUCUUCAAAUUCUCAUGAAACCUUUUGACCAACUGAUACAUGUUUUAGGAUUUAACAAUAUUUGCAUGACAUGAUGUUUAAAUAAAUUCAUGUACAUUUAAAAAAAAAAAAACCUUGUAGGCUAGCAAGAAUAACAAAAUGUGGGAGUAGUAUUCUGUGAGCAUUAAAAGCUAUAUUAGUCUUCCCUUUUUUUCUGUUAUAUACAUAUUUUAUAAAUGUGAUUUUCCCAAAGAUAUUUUGCCAAAUAUUAUUACCAUUCAUAGUAUCAUAAAGAUAGUGUUUCUAGAUUUGCCAAAAAUAAUUGUACAAUUUAUAUUGUAUGUUGAAUUGUAGUAUUGUUUUCUAUGUUUCUGUUUUAUCUUUGUUUGUAUUUACAAAUAAUACUGGUAUUGAUGACUAUGAAUUAUUUAUUUGGUCUUGACCUUUGUUUUAUUAGAAAUCACCUUUGUUGUUAUCUAGUUAACCCAAAAUAUUUCAGUUAAGUAUUGGCAUAAUUUUCACCAAAUACAACUGUGUUUAUAGUAAUCCACUUUUAUCUCAAUCUGUUUGGGUCAGUCCCUUCAGCACUGAGGUAAUGGAGGUUGGCUGUACAGUGAAACCCCUAAAACUGGACCCUUUGUCAAGUGGCAUUCUCUUAAAAAAAAAAAAAUCACAGUCCUUUUUUCAAAUAUUAAUACAGAAUAUAUUGGCUCUCUAAACUGGAUACCUUUAAAAACUGGACAUUUUACUUGGUCUAAAGAGUGUCUGGUUUAGGGAGGUGUCAUUGUAUUAUAUUAGCCAUCAAAAUAAGUCGAGAACAGUUGUUAGGUUACCAGGAGGUUAUCACAUGUCAAAAAUUCGAGAAUGGUACUUUGUUGUUCACUUGGGUUUUGUUUUUGUUUUUGGGGUGUUAAAAACAAACAAACAACAAAACUAUAACUAAAAAACACACACACACACAAAAAGAAAAGAAAUAGAAAAGCACCACCAUCUAAAUUCUGAUCAACUGUGUGCAUUUUAAUUAUAAAUCAUACAAAGAUGUAUCAGUAUAAUGCAAACAGUACUACAGAUAACAAUAUAAACUUUAUAAAUGGGUGGUAACCUAUAGGGUGCCAGACACAUAAUUUACGGUAACCUGUACAUGAGUUACAAGGCAUUAUGCUUAUUCCAAUGUCUGUUUGGUGAUCUGUUUGCUACAAAUUAUCAUCACAGGCUGAGCCCUAUAUAUUUCAUACAGUUUUAUUUAAUGAUGCACUCAACACAUUUUAUUUACGGUUAUAUGGUGUCAGACAUAUGGUUAAGGACCACGCAGAUAUAGAGAGAGGAAACCGCUGUCGCCAGUUCAUGGGCUACU